Molecule: messenger RNA, 6237 nt
Organism: Haplochromis burtoni (Burton's mouthbrooder)
Lineage: Eukaryota; Metazoa; Chordata; Actinopteri; Cichliformes; Cichlidae
Gene: gpm6bb
Product: glycoprotein M6Bb
Exons: 7
Coding region: 3503-4354 (283 amino acids)
Biological process (GO): axon development; central nervous system myelination
Cellular component (GO): myelin sheath; plasma membrane
Molecular function (GO): structural constituent of myelin sheath
Source: RefSeq, a predicted model, not a curated record
UAUGGCAGGAGCAGAUGUACUUUUAGAUACAAAACUUUGGAUUUUCAAAUAAAUCAUAUGUUUGAUUGUUCAGUAAAUGUCAGAGAAUUUGUAUGGCUUUUGUUUCUCCGUAGACUCCCAGAGCAGAUGAAAAUGGGUCAGUAAACAAAUGAAUGGAUCUGCAUAAUGGGUUUGCUGUGCCAUGCUUCUGUACCAAUCAAUAACCUGGAUUCAUGCCAUACAUAAAGGCAAACAUACAAAGCAGAUUGAGAUACGAAGAGGGACUGCGGUUAAAACUAGGUCACUAAUGCCACUAGAAAAGAGAAACUCACUGACUACAACAAAUGACCAAAACAAAGUUCACAAGAAUCUCAAGCUUAAAGAUGUUGAUUGUUGAAGUUUUUUCCAUGAGCACCACAAAAUACCAGCUCGCCAUUUGGUUUUGCUUUUCUUCACCUUUACAACAGAUGUUAACCUUCACAGUUAGUUAUUUCUGACAUAGUUGAUGCCACAUGCCCAUUUGGUUUAAACUGUCUUCCUCUGUUCUCGUGUGGUGAGCCUGCUUUCUCAGGCCUUUGAUGGGUGUAAGUAGUGCUUGAGCCUGGGCACAGACCUGGUUCCAUGAGAACUCCUUCCAUAGUGUGAGCCAAACAGGGGUGCAGGUCUUCAUGGGUGACUGAACACUGGCGAGCAUUCACGAUCCGAGUCUCACACCAUGAAAGGUUGACCCACAAUGAAGCCUCCCACAUUUGUAUGAGCUUCAUCAUCAUUCAGAUUGUGUCCUCAAGUAGGGGCGUGGCGCUGUGUCCACACUGAAUCUGAGCUUGCAGCACUCAGGCUUUCACAUGAUUAUUCCCACAGCCUGUUAGUAUUUUAGGUAAAGCUGAGUGCAGCCUUUCUUCUGGGCUUUAUUCAUUUGGUUCAGCUCAUAUACGGAGUUCUACUUUGCAUGACAUUUUUUUUUUUUAAUUUAAUUGCUGUAAAAGCACCACCAGUCAACAUUCAAAGGAUUGACACUAUAUCGUUUCUGAUGAUAACUGCAGUAUUUAAUGUAAUACUAAUCGUAUCUCACUCACUUUGUAAUGUCAUAAUUCCAGUACCGGUAUCUGGUGGACAAACUAAAUGACCUUAUGGCACCUUAACACUGGUCAUCGGCCAGUUCUCCCAGCUUCUUUAAGGACAUUCAAAUGUCUUCUUUGGAUGUUGGUUGUCAUUUAUUCUGUUCUCUGUCAACAUUCUGAAAAUGCUCCGGUACAAGGAGUGGACUGAAAAUGAGUGAAAAAAGUGCAGACAUUGUCCAAAGAAAAGCCUUCAGAAGGCCUGAAGAACUAUGGCUCAAGACCACUUUUAAAAAUUACGACAACGUCUGGCUCCUUGGAAGCAAAAUGUAAAAGUAUGAGGUGAACCUCAAGACCUUUGCACACCAUCUUUGUAUUUCAAGCCUCUAUUUUAACAUCUAGGCUCCAUUUCGGAGCCACAAGUGACCAAAUUUGAUAAGUUAUCAGCUAAGCUUGGUUAGCAUGCUUCCUUAGAUUUCACAUGUACUGUCUGUUUUGGUAUCCUCCUAUUGAAGAGGCCAUGUCCCCAAUAGUACAUAACUUUAAGCUAUAAUUAAAUUUAAAUGAGUGAGUACAGUUUUCAAAAAGAUGGAAUUUAGAUAUGUUCAUUUCUGCUGGAGUUUUUAGCACUUUGCUUCAUUUUUUUCAUCCUGCUUUAGAUAAAAGAAACAAAAAAACAAACAAACAUUACAAAAGACAUAUGUCAGUAAAUACUAUUUAUACUACUUCUUUUUUUUGCCCGAUAGCACUUUUUCACCCAAGUAAUGGAUGCAUUUGCUGUGAUAACUAUGAUCUUUAUGCCAAAACAAAAGUUUAUUCACAGUCAGAGUUUUUAAUGAAAGGCACAUGUUUUUGGUACUAAAAUCGAGAAUUUAUUAAAAUAAGUCCUAAAGCACAUUUUGACCUGUUCUGAUCACAUGUUUUAAAUUUCCUUUCACACAAAUGAUAUAAACAUGUUGUUGUCCAAACACUCUUAAAGGUUUGCAGAUGGAUCACUGGAUUGAUCUUGACUUUUUAAUUUUUUCUCAGUAACAUGAAGCAUCCAGUGUCGACCACUCCAGUACAUUUAGUCCUGCACAUAAUCAGGCUCACUGGAUGCUUUACUUGAGCUCCUGUUAUACCUAAUGUGAAUCACAAGUGUGGAAUCCACUGAAUCAGCUGUUAACGCACAUAUGCGGAGAUCAAACACUUCAAACAUAAGGAACAUGUUGGUUCUUCUUGCUUUAAUGGGGCUGAUGGUAAAAACGCUUGAAGAUUAGUGCAGCAUUUGUUGUUGUGGGAUCCCUGCUAAGUUCACUUCCCUGACCCCCGAGGCUCCCCUCCCCUGUUGUUCCCCCUCAUCUCUGAGGUCUGGUAUCCGUGAGAAGACCCCACUCCAACUCUACUCCACCAGCCCCCCCUUCCUCAGCUGAAAGGCCUUUCUCUCAUUAGCAUGCCCCUGGGGCUUCUCGGCCUGCUGUUGCCAAACAAACACAGCCAAUAUCUUCCUCACUGUCUCCUCUGGUCAUCUCUCAUCAUUCAUUUUGGCCUGGCCCUGUUAUUUUCAUGAGUUGUUUCUCAUGGUGUCGUCGUCUUGGCUUUAAUUUCUCCCUCUUUAAGUUUUUACAGGUCUUUUUUUUCUUUGUGAUUUUCUGUUUCUUCAAUUUUCACAUGCUGCUUCCUCUGUUGUCUCUAUCAGCCCAGAGGAUGCUCUGCGUCCCCGUGUAGGAAAUGUAGACGUGCCUUCCUUUCAUGUGUCCUCUUUAUGAUUUAGAAACCACCAGAUUGAGGGAAGAGACCGGUCAGAGGUUGCUAAUGUAUGCUGCAGGAGCAGAGGGCAUAUGGUGCAAAUCAGAAGAUGAAGGGUUUACCCUUGACCACAACACAACCACACAGCAUGCACUCUCGCCCUCUCUUGGACUCUGGUCACAUGGGAGAUAGACAAAGAUGACUGUGUGCAUAUAUGCUUUCAGCCUAAGCUAUAGUUUUCACCCACAGCUAAAGUAGUGACUUCCACUUUCUUGUUGUCACCAGAUUUCCUCCCAUUGCUUUUCUUUCUGAGACAGAGAUGCCCAAGAGGAGGAGAAUGAGGAGUGUGUUCAUGGCAUGGGCAAAGAUUUCUGUGUCAUUAGGAGGAAACUUUAAUUUAACUGUUGGUUAAGAAACUGUUGAUUUAUUCAAAGAGAAUAUAUAAAAGUUUUGGUCAAGGAAGGCAUGUAGUAAGCUCAAGAAAGUGCUUACCUGACAAGAUCUCAAACAAAAGCUGUGAUUUACUGUGGAGAGUUGCCUUCACAAGGCAGGACACAAUUAAACGAUGGAACAUAGCAGCAAGGAAAGUGAGAGACGGAGAUACAGAAGGCAGAGCCAUGCAGGAAGGAAAGAGAACGAGAAACGAGACUGUCAGGGGGAGAAAGGAAGAGAGAAUCUGCUGAAAAAAGAAGAAGAAGAAAAAAAAAACAUUUUUGCUGGGUAGAAGAAAAACAACCAUGGAAACUCAAUCAGACGAAAACCAAGACCAGAGGCAGGACAAAAGAGGUUGCUUUGAGUGCUGCAUCAAAUGUUUAGGCGGCGUGCCCUAUGCAUCUCUGGUGGCUACGAUCCUCUGCUUCUCUGGUGUCGCCCUAUUCUGUGGAUGUGGCCAUGUGGCCCUCACUGGCACUGUGACCAUCCUGGAAAACCACUUCUCCAAGGUCACCAGCGAUAAUGCCAUGCUCACUGACAUAAUACAGCUGAUGCAGUAUAUCAUCUACGGCAUUGCUUCAUUUUUCUUCCUCUAUGGGAUCAUUCUGCUUGCUGAGGGUUUCUAUACAACUAGCGCAGUCAAGGAACUGCACAGCGAGUUCAAGACCACCAUCUGUGGACGAUGCAUCAGUGGAAUGUUUGUGUUCCUCACAUACAUCCUGGGUGUGGCAUGGCUCGGUGUGUUUGGCUUCUCUGCUGUGCCCGUCUUCCUCUUCUACAACAUGUGGUCUACCUGUGCUGCCAUGAAGUCUCCAAUGGCCAACUUCACAAACAUUGAUUCCAUCUGCGUGGAUGCCCGUCAGUAUGGAAUUAUCCCGUGGAAUGCCACACCAGGCAAGGCCUGUGGAUCAACGCUAGGUGACAUCUGCAACACCAAUGAGUUCUACCUGUCUUAUCACCUGUACAUCGUAGCGUGCGCCGGGGCAGGAGCCACUGUCAUCGCUCUGAUCCACUUCCUCAUGAUUCUCUCAGCAAACUGGGCCUACCUUAAGGAUGCCAGUCAUAUGCAUGCCUACCAAGACAUCAAAAUGAAGGAAGAGCGGGAGCUGCAGGACAUCACCUCACGCUCAAAGGAAUGCCUCAAUUCCUACACAUAAGGAUAUUUCAAGCUUACAAUCCACACGCACACAUACAUAAGCACACAUACUUACAAUAACAGACACUGUGGCCAACCACUGUGGGCCCUCUGGACCAAGGCGACUCUCAGCUAAAAUAACAUGCCAACUGACACUGUGCAGUACUAACCAGGCUCCUAACAGACUAAUGCAUCAGUGUUGCUUUCUGCACUAAUUGUUUCACAACUGCUCUGUGAAGUUUCAUUCAUGCUAAUUUUUAUUUUUCAUUUUCUGUAGGGAAGAGUGAUCUGAGUUCUGAUGUUCGUGUGUUUUUAUAACCUUUGUUGUUUUUUUGCUGGUGAAGCUUGUGACAUUGCACUAUUCCUACACAGCACACCAGUGUUUCACAGUCUUGCUCGAUCCUUCUUUAGUUUUCAGCUAAGGAAGAUGAAACAUUUUGGUUUUUGUUCUGUUUUGCAGAUGUAUUAUACAAAUGAACAGCCUUACAUCCAGUCUGAGUUAUGCGUCACACUAUACUGACCUUUUUAGGGAAAGUAAACUAUUGCACCAGAUUCUUUUAUAAAAUAGUUGGUAAUACAUGCACUAUAAAUCUAUAAUCCUUGAUGAUUAUGAAUUUACUUGCAUUUCCAUCUCAGUUGGUGAUUGUCUGAAUGCUGUUCAUUAGUUAUGGAUUAGUUAUUAGCUGUACAGCUACUUAAGUCAUGGCCUACAUUACCUCUACCUCAGGUGAGCACUAGAGCCUAUGGACAAACAAUUCCCAUUGCAAGGUGUAAAUUAAACCAAUUCCAGUUGUAAAAAGAUGUCUCAAAGACAUAGAUAGGUUUGUGUAGCUACACCCCCACACAUGCACAACAGUUCAACUGAUUCACAGUACUAUAGACUUUGGAUAAUGCUACAAGAAAAACUUACUCUGACCUGUACGUAUUCAUUUAGGCACAUAGGAGGAAAAAACAAAAACAUCAGUACUUGCCAAUGAAGAGUUGUGAUUAUCUGCAACAUGCACAAUAUGAUCAAAAAUGACUUGAUUUAACGGAAAUCCUAUUAAUAAGCAUAACUAUGUCACAUGCGUUUGAAGAAGUUCAGUUAAAUUUAUUACAGGUCACAUUUUUUCAUUUCUUACCUUUUUUCACAAUUUUCUAUAAUUGUAUAUUAAUGUGCAAUUUUCACAAUGUUAAAAUAACAACUUGUAAUCUUUAUUAGCUGAGUUACAGGGAUAAUUCGAGAUGUUACUUUGUUGUAUAAAGACGACCACUUCUGUGGUGACCUGUGAUGUACAGUUAUGUAUACUGACUUCAGUAGUUGGCAGUGUUUGCCCAUUUCCUGUUUUUCUAACAGAAUAUAAAGCUAUGUAGCACAUUAGUUAGAUCUUUUUUUUAGGUUCUUUUAAUCACUUGAGAAGUAUACUUUAUUGUUUUGUUGCCUGAUAGUAUGCCUGUAUUUUCUAUGUAUGUCAAGGGCUUCAUGAUUAACUGAUACUUAACUUUUCAAAACUGUCAAGCAACAAUUAGCCACAACAACAGUCCUUUAAACAGUUGUAUAAAAUUAUAAAUGGUAAAUUCAGCCAAAGUAUGAAUGCCAGUGUUAAACGGUAUCUGUUUGAUACAGUGGUACAGACCCUACAGUGCUUUAUGUAGGACUGGCAAUAGGUGUGGUCGAGCGGAUAGAUGACAGAUGUACAUGAAGGUAAUGUACGCCACAUCUUGUCUUUGUAUGUUGUGUUUCCUGUUAAAUGAACCAAAAAAGUAAAUACAAGGCUAUCUAUCAAUCACCAGGAGGACAGUAAUCAGUUAAAAGAAAACAAACAAAAACCAUCCUGUCUGACUGGAAACCCCUUUAUGAAACAACUUCACCGGCCUGUUGACUGUUUUUAUGAAAAUAAAUAAAAAUGUUUUUUUAAAAACGUU